AUGUCCGAGAUUCACGGUGCAGGAGGCCCGCUUCCUCCCAUUCCGGACAACAUGACGCUGGUGCAAUUCAUGCUUGACUACCGUCAUCCGAGCAGACCCACUGCCAACAAAAGCACGCCGUGGCUGAUCGAGGACGCAACUGGAAGGAAAAUUGGGGUCGACGAGAUCCGUGCCAACACGCAAGCUCUUGCCACUGGGCUUGGAUCUCGCUUCAAUAUUGGUACCUAUACAAAUUUCUGCAUAUUCAGCCCCAAUCACAUCUUCUGGCCGGUGAUGAUCUGGUACACUUGCUCUCACCUCGAUGUCCUACCCAGCCCCGCCAACCCUUCCUAUACCGCCGAUGAGCUUGUGCAUCAGCUCAAAACAACCAGUACAAAACUGAUCUUUGCGCAUCCAUCUAUCUACCCUGUUGCGCUCGCUGCCGCACGUACUGCGGGCAUCACGUCGGAGCGUAUCGUCCUGCUGGAUGCGCUUCCAAGUACUACAACCGGGACACCAACACACACGACCGUUCCGCAGCUGAUCGCAGAGGGUAAGAAGGCAGGAUGCAAGUUCACAGAAAGAAAGCUUGCCCCAGGCGAGGCGCGCACUAAGCUCGCGUUCUUGUGCUUCUCGAGUGGGACAACAGGACUGCCAAAGAUCAGCCUGCCCCCGGCGUCCAUAGCUGUCGCAAUCUCACACUACUCGCUCAUCGCGAAUAUUGUGCAAAUCGCGACGUACGCAAACGCAGAUCCCAAGCCUUGCGAGGCGAAGACUUACCGACCGGGGGAUGUAUCCAUUGCUGAUGUGUAUGGCCUGGUGUAUAUUUUGCACUUUGGACUGUUCUAUGGCAUGUCCAUCGUAGUCGUUCCCAAGUUCGACUUCGUUAACAUGCUCAAAAGCAUUGAGCGAUAUCGCAUCAAUUAUGCUCCGUGCGUUAUUUUGACACGUUACCUACAGCACCCAGAGGUCAAGAAGCACGAUCUCAGCUCUCUUCGUGUGAUCGUCUCAGGUGCAGCGCCGCUCUCCGGAGAGAUUACGGAGAAGCUCUCGGAGGUGCUCCCCAGUGUCUCGAUUGCCCAGGGCUUCGGCAUGACGGAGACAGCCGUCAUUGUCGCCAUGCCACGACAUGACAAGAAGAUUGGUACUCCGGGAAGCUCUGGAGUGCUCAUCCCGGGAACGACCGCGCGUGUCCUGCGGCCAGAUGGAACCCUUGCCGCACGGAACGAGCCUGGACACCUCAUUGUUACAGGUCCAUCUAUGGCCUCAGGGUAUUUCAAGAACGAAAAGGCGACGCGGGAGACGUUCAUCGAUGGAUGGGUGCACACCGGCGAUGAGGUUGUCUUCAACGAUGAGGGUGAGCUGUUCGUCGUCGAUCGUAUCAAGGAGUUGUUGAAGGUGAAAGGCUUCCAAGUGGCCCCGGCUGAGCUCGAGGGCUUCCUGCUCGACCACCCCGACGUAGCCGACGUCUGCGUGGUUGGGAUCAACGACGACUACCAUGGCGACCUUCCGCUUGCGUUCGUGGUCCCCAGCGCUGCCGCACAGCAACGCAUCAAGGCGAACCCCGCUGAGGCGCAAAGAAUUAAGACGGCACUCAUCACGUACGUGGCGAGCGGCAAGGUCCACUACAAGCAGCUUACAGCUGGCGUCGAGUUGAUCGACGUCAUCCCGCGCAACCCCAGUGGGAAGUUGUUGCGCCGUUUCUUGCGCGACCGUGCUCGGGAAAUGUGGAAGCAGGGGAAGCUCACUUCAGCCACAGUGAAGGCGAAGCUUUGA
Messenger RNA from Postia placenta MAD-698-R-SB12, 1755 nucleotides. RefSeq lists its product as hypothetical. Gene Ontology annotation, biological process: secondary metabolic process. The record is from RefSeq and is a predicted model, not a curated record. Bases 1 to 1755 code for a protein of 584 amino acids. Gene Ontology annotation, molecular function: CoA-ligase activity. NCBI's taxonomy places the organism in Eukaryota, Fungi, Basidiomycota, Agaricomycetes, Polyporales, Adustoporiaceae. The transcript is spliced from 14 exons.